CAAAAUCAUGGUCAAUCAACGUAUUGCUGUCAAAAAUCCUGUCGUCGAACUCGAUGGAGAUGAACAAACACGCGUUAUCUGGAAGCUUAUUAAGGAAAAACUCAUUCUCCCAUACCUUGACUUGGACAUAAAGUACUUUGACUUGGGCAUGGAGUACAGAGACGAGACCGAUGACCAAGUUACCAUCGAUGCCGCUGAGGCUAUUAAGAAGUACAAUGUUGGCAUUAAAUGUGCCACUAUUACUCCAGACGAAGCCAGAGUUGAAGAAUUCAAAUUGAAAAAGAUGUGGAAGUCUCCUAACGGUACUAUUCGCAAUAUCCUCAAUGGAACUGUGUUCCGUGAACCCAUUAUUUUGAGCAAUAUCCCCAGAUUGGUCCCUUCCUGGACCGAGCCCAUUGUCAUUGGACGUCAUGCUUUUGGUGACCAGUACCGUGCCACCGACUUCACUGUUCAGCAGCCUGGCAAAUUUGAAAUUGUCUUUACACCAGAGGACGGCUCGGAGCCAAAAAGAUAUGAGGUCUUUAACUUCACCGCUGAUGGAGGUGUUGGCAUGGCCAUGUACAACACCGACGAAUCCAUUCGAGGUUUCGCUCAUGCCUGCUUCCGCAUUGCCAUUGAAAAGAAGUACCCAUUGUACUUGUCCACUAAAAAUACUAUUCUGAAGGCCUAUGAUGGUCGAUUUAAGGAUAUCUUUGAAGCUAUAUACCAGCAAGAAUACAAGCCAGAAUUCGAGAAACUCGGCAUCUGGUACGAGCACCGAUUGAUCGAUGAUAUGGUUGCCCAAGCCCUCAAGUCCAAGGGUGGUUUUGUCUGGGCUUGCAAAAACUAUGAUGGUGAUGUCCAGAGUGACAUUGUUGCUCAAGGUUAUGGCUCACUUGGCUUGAUGACCUCUGUCUUAUAUUCCCCUGAUGGUAAGACAGUCGAGGCUGAAGCUGCCCAUGGAACUGUCACAAGACAUUACCGCGAAUACCAAAAGGGCAACCCUACCUCCACCAAUCCUAUCGCAUCCAUUUUUGCCUGGACCCGGGGUCUCGCUCAUCGUGCAAAGCUCGAUGAAAACGGGGAACUUCGUCGCUUCUGUGAUGAUUUGGAGUCAGCAUGCAGAUUAACUAUUGAGGAUGACCAGAAGAUGACCAAGGAUCUUGCUCUUUUGAUCUAUGGCAAGGACAUGAAGCCCGAACACUAUUCUGAAACUGCCCAAUUCUUGAACGAGAUCGCAGAUCGUCUUCGUAAGAUUCGCGGUGAACCCAAGUUGUAAAUCGGAACUAUACAUUGGACAUACAGAUGCUUAUGGGUUAAUGGUAGCCUUCCGAUGAGAAGCCAGCAAGGAAGGAUAGUGAUCUAAUCUACCAAUACUUCAACUUUUUAUAUGUACACAUUACACCUCAGAUGUCAAAAUAAA
Umbelopsis ramanniana AG is the source of this 1402-nucleotide messenger RNA. RefSeq lists its product as uncharacterized. Gene Ontology annotation, biological process: isocitrate metabolic process. The transcript has 6 exons. The record is from RefSeq and is a predicted model, not a curated record. NCBI's taxonomy places the organism in Eukaryota, Fungi, Mucoromycota, Umbelopsidomycetes, Umbelopsidales, Umbelopsidaceae. Bases 8 to 1258 code for a protein of 416 amino acids. Gene Ontology annotation, molecular function: magnesium ion binding; isocitrate dehydrogenase (NADP+) activity; NAD binding. Gene Ontology annotation, cellular component: mitochondrion.